AUGCCUCCAGGAUUUUCUGGUGACCUCAGCUUCAUCUCUUCGGAACCUUCCGUCGUAACAUCUCAAUCUGGCAAGCGGUUCUUUGUACAUGGCGACAUUAUCAGCGACCUAGACCUGGAAAGGAUUUUUGGCACAAACAAUCUCGACCUCUCGGCUUGGGAUGAUGACACAGUCAGCCGGUGGACCCAGUUCCUGUAUGUUGGGGACUAUCAGAUCCCCGAAUACGUCUGGCAGGAGAAAUGGGAGGGAGAGGAAGAGGAGGACGGGGACGAGGACGAGGACGAGGACGAGGAAGAGAAAGAGGAGGGGGAGGAGGAGGAGGAGGAGGAGGAGGAGGAGAAAGAGGAAGAGGAGGAGGAGGAAGACGAAGAGGAAGAGGAAGAAGAGGAAGAGGGUGGUGAGCAGGCUUUAACGGAUAGAGAUGGGUUAAAUACACCUGACAAAUGCACAUUUCAGGGUCGGGCGAAUCGGAAGGCACGUGAAAAUGCGCUACUCCCACAUGCGUAUAUAUAUGUACUCGCACACUCACUUGGCCCUGAUGAACUCGAAAGAGUGGCAUUCGAUCGCCUCAGUUCUGCACUUUAUAGUGCCGGUAGCUUUAUAGACAAGGGCGCCUUCAAACCAGCAAUCGACUUUAUUGAGAUGUUGGCCUAUACCUUGAAUUUACCGGAGGCUGAGCAUUAUCCUAUUAGACUAGGGCAACGGGUGCUACUCCUUGUCAGGAAUUUCGCAGCAACGCAUUUCGGAAAUCUGAUGUCCCAGGGCGAGAUGUCGUCUUUGAUGCUAAAGAACUGUGUUUUUGCUGUUUGGUUGAUGGAGUUGGUUGCGAAUAGCGUUCGCAAGGCGAAGAGUGUUGCCAGCCAACUCGAGUCGUGGAGAGAUCGAGCUCGUUCGUCUGAAGAGGCACUGCAGGAAUCGGUGUGGAAUAACGAAAAGCUUCAAACGUCCAUCGUCGCCAAAGAUGUUGACAUGUGGAUGUUAAAGAAGGAGAGGGAGGUUUUAAUGAGUAAAAACCCGGAGAUAACGCUGAAGAUUAAUGAGGACCUUUUAUAUAGCCAGUUUUCCCGGGUGGAUAUAGGGGCUUUGCGUGUAAAGCUCUGGAAAUUAUACGAUUUGGACCGGGAAUUGAUGCGAGAGUUUAAAGUAGCCAAAUCACAAGAGAUCAGACAGUUCUUGGAUUUUGAUACAAGUAUUGCGGGAUACCUUGAUUCCUGCCUUGAGGCAGCCGACAAGUUGUUCAGGUCGGAUUGGUCGGCGCUUGAAAACCCUCUAGAGUUAAUCGGCAAAUAUGAAAGCUCUACCGCAGCCGAAAAUUCAUCUGGAUAUUCGUCCAUCGAGGCUACGACAGGAUCUAAUUUGACACGUUCCAAUUCAAUAGAAAUGGAAGGCCGCCCUAAGAUAAUUCCCAGGCCUUUGGAACUAGAGGUUGUGAAAUCGGCACAUAUGAUCCAUUGGUUUAAGACAGAUUCAAACCACGGUAUUGCCACAUUACCAGUUAAAUCCACCACAUGGGACGCCCUUGAAAGAUGCCUCGUGGUCCGAGCGGCCUGGUUAGAUCGCCAUGCAGAGUGGAUGAGAGAUAAGAUAAAGUGGUUCGAAGCGCGUUUUUCGAAGGAUCGAUCCGCCCAACACCCCAAUGCCCGCAGCAACCCCAGGAUCUUAUACACCCGGCGCUAG
This is a messenger RNA of Morchella importuna, 1677 nucleotides long. RefSeq lists its product as uncharacterized. Lineage: Eukaryota; Fungi; Ascomycota; Pezizomycetes; Pezizales; Morchellaceae. The transcript has 2 exons. Bases 1 to 1677 code for a protein of 558 amino acids. The record is from RefSeq and is a predicted model, not a curated record.